Molecule: messenger RNA, 1570 nt
Organism: Eupeodes corollae
Lineage: Eukaryota; Metazoa; Arthropoda; Insecta; Diptera; Syrphidae
Exons: 5
Coding region: 1-861 (286 amino acids)
Source: RefSeq, a predicted model, not a curated record
AUGAGCUGGGCUAAGCUUGGCUGGGCAGGACAGGACACUUGUGAAAAUUUGUUUAUCUUUCGAAUGGGGGACUAUCACGAUGAUAUCAGACAGGAACAAAUGUGGGAAAUGCAAGCUCUUACGUCAACACCAACACAAGGCCCAGCAGGUGAUCAAAACAGUCCGAAUGGCGUCACAGAUAUGGACACAUCCAACGACGAACGAACGGAUCUCGAAGCACUGGGCAUGGAUUGCUCAGGAACAGCCGAUAAAAGUGAUAGCAACCAAUCGAGUACGAAUAAUGACAGUCACCAUCACACGACAGUAUCAAGUGCAGACAGCAUAUCGGCGACUAAUACGACGUCAGUUCAUCCAUCAGCAAUGGCUGUAGCAAUUCAACAACAACUCACAGCUGUCGGAAUGGCCGGAAUUCUUAAACCAUCAACAGGUGUCGCAGCAGUCACAGGCUUACCACAAACACAGUCCACAUUAGCCAUGCCCAGUGAGGCUGAAACGACAACAUCCACACUGGCAUUACUCGAUCCACCAGGAGCUUUAUUGCAUCCAGCGUUGCGCGGUGUCAAGUCAAUCAAUAUUGCUGGUCAACUUGGACGCAAACGACCUCUUCUCGGUGUACCACGUUCCGGAAUGAAUCCCACCAAACGCACAGUGAUGACCCUCCUAGCCCGUGCCAAAAACUCACAAGCCAUACACUCUGUACGAAAUCCAGCAGCGGCCGCCGGCUUUGCUGAAACGUCACCCCAAUUCUCCAUUCUGUCAAGCAGUCCACUUCAGAUGUUAGCCUCACCUUUUAUUCUGCCACAACCAAUGGAUCAGUCAAUGGUUGCUCUACAAAAGGAGAGUCUGGCACAGGGUGUCUAAAAUAAUCCAACUGAUAAAAAUAAAACACACACCGUAGUAGAAUUUAGAAAAAAAUUAAAUAAUUUUUUUAAAUUAAUUACCACCACCAAAGAAAAACAAAAAAACACCACUCUUUCUAUUUAUUAAAAAUAAAAAAACAAAAUAACACAACCGAAAAAUCCCAAACGAUGCCACGAUAAAAUUAAUAAGUAAACAAAAACAAAACAUAUAUUUAACAUACUUUUAGGGACUUGAACACAAAUCACAAAGAAAAAAAAUAUAAAACAAAAAAAAAGUAUAUUUUUAAAUUAAUUUAAGAAACAAAAAAAAAAUAUAUAUAUAUUUAAAAAAAUAAAUAAAAAUAUAUAUGAAAACAUCAUUAAUUUCCCAAGCGAUGGACACGAACAUUUUUUAUAUUUAAAAUUAAACAAAAAUGAGACAAAACAAAAAUUGAUAAGCUAAUAAAAACAAAAUAUUUAUAUUUACAUAAUUUUUGUGAUUUUCUUUUUUUUAUACUUAAAAGAUGAAGAAAAAAAAUUAAAAUAAAUUCCUCUACUCGUAAAAAACACCCUUUCUUUGCAAAAACAAAAAAUCCCCAACAAAAACUAAUUUUAAAAAACGUACAUUUAUAUAUAUAUAAAUAAUAUAAACACAUUAAUCUAAAUGUCUAUUUGAAUUGAUAAACAAACAAACAAAUUAAUCAAAUUUAAACAAAAUGAAACUUAAACAU